AUGCUGGAGACCUACAGGAACCUCACUAUUAUAGGAUACAGUUGGGAAUAUCAUGAUAUUGAAGAACAAUGUGAAAGUCAUAGAAGAUAUGAAAGGCAUAAAAGAUCACAUACUGGAGAGAAACCCUAUGAAUGCAAUCAGUAUGGUAAAGCCUAUGCUCAUCACAAACACAGUCAUUUUCAAAGCCAUGAAAGAAAACAUACUGCAGAGAAACCCUAUGAAUGUAAUCAGUGUGGUAAAGCAUUUCCUUAUCUCAGUAGUCUUCAAGUACAUAAAAGAAUACAUGCUGGAGAGAAACCCUAUGAAUGUAAUCAAUGUGGUAAAGCCUUUGCAUGGCAAACUAAUCUUCAAAGGCAUAAAAGAACACAUACUGGAGAGAAACCCUAUGAAUGUAAUCAGUGUGGUAAAGCCUUUAGUCAUCACAAUGCUCUUCAAGUGCAUAAAAGAACACAUACUGGAGAGAAACCCUAUGAAUGUAAUCAAUGUGGUAAAGCCUUUACACAACACAGUCAUCUUCAAAGGCAUGAAAGAACACAUUCUGGAGAGAAGCCCUAUGAAUGUAAUCAAUGUGGUAAAGCCUUUGCUUCCUUUACUCGUCACAAUGGUCUUCAAGUGCAUAAAAGAACACAUACUGGAGAGAAACCCUAUGAAUGUGAUCAGUGUGGUAAAGCCUUUGCACAACCCAGUCAUCUUCAAAGGCAUGAAAGAACACAUACUGGAGAAAAACACUAUGAAUGUAAUGAAUGCGGUAAAGCUUUUCCUUAUCUCAGUACUCUUCAAGUACAUAAAAGAAUACAUACUGGAGAGAAAACCUAUCAUUGUAAUCAAUGUGGUAAAGCCUUUGCUCAUCAUAGUAAUCUUCUAGUACAUAAUAGAACACAUACCACAGAGAAACGCUAUGAGUGUAAUCAAUGUGGUAAAACCUUUACUGACCACAGUAAUCUUAAAGUACAUAAAAGAUCACAUACUGGAGAGAAACCCUAUGAAUGCAAUCAAUGUGGUAAAGCUUUUGUAUGUCACAAUGAACUUCAGAGGCAUGAAAGAAGACAUACUGGAGAGAAACCCUAUGAAUGUAAUCAGUGUGGUAAAGCCUUUGCACAACCCAGUCAUCUUCAAAGGCAUGAAAGAACACAUAGUGGAGAAAAACCCUAUGAAUGUAAUCAAUGUAGUAAAGCCUUUCCUUAUCUCAGUAGUCUUCAAGUACAUAAAAGAAUACAUACUGGAGAGAAAACCUAUCAUUGUAAUCAAUGUGGUAAAGCCUUUGCUCAUCACAGUAAUCUUCUAGUACAUAAAAGAACACAUACUGGAGAGAAACCCUAUGAAUGUAAUCAAUGUGGUAAACCCUUUGCUGAUCACAGUAAUUUUAAAGUACAUAAAAGAACACAUACUGGAGAGAAACCCUAUGAAUGUAAUCAAUGUGAUAAAGCCUUUGUAUUUCAUAGUGAUCUUCAAAGGCAUAAAAGAACACAUACUAGAGAGAAACCCUAUGAAUGUAAUCAAUGUGGUAAAGCCUGUGCUUGUCAUAAUGCUUUUCAAUUGCAUGAAAGAACACAUAGUGGCAAGAAACCCUAUGAAUGUAAUAGAUGUGGUAAAGUCUUUGCAUGUCGUAGUCAUCUUCAAAGGCAUAAAAGAACACAUCCUUGA
Messenger RNA from Peromyscus eremicus (cactus mouse), 1644 nucleotides. RefSeq names its product zinc finger protein 431-like. Gene Ontology annotation, biological process: regulation of transcription by RNA polymerase II. NCBI's taxonomy places the organism in Eukaryota, Metazoa, Chordata, Mammalia, Rodentia, Cricetidae. The transcript is spliced from 6 exons. The record is from RefSeq and is a predicted model, not a curated record. Gene Ontology annotation, molecular function: DNA-binding transcription factor activity; RNA polymerase II cis-regulatory region sequence-specific DNA binding. Bases 1 to 1644 code for a protein of 547 amino acids.